Messenger RNA from Danio aesculapii, 3072 nucleotides. RefSeq names its product solute carrier family 25 member 32a (gene slc25a32a). Gene Ontology annotation, biological process: folate import into mitochondrion; nucleotide transport. Gene Ontology annotation, cellular component: mitochondrion. Gene Ontology annotation, molecular function: folic acid transmembrane transporter activity; FAD transmembrane transporter activity. NCBI's taxonomy places the organism in Eukaryota, Metazoa, Chordata, Actinopteri, Cypriniformes, Danionidae. Bases 230 to 1204 code for a protein of 324 amino acids. The record is from RefSeq and is a predicted model, not a curated record. The transcript is spliced from 7 exons.
CGUUUUGUUAUUUACCUUCUUCUCCCACAGUGGAGAAGGAGAGGAGGUUAGAUGUUGAACGUACGAUAGCGCUCAAUAAUGGCCCAGCGGUGGCUAUUGAAUUUAAACACAGCAUUAAAUACUUGAUGAUAUUUUUAAUUACAGGGUUAGUGUGUCGCUUUUUGCAUUCACACGGUGUUUUACUGCGUCUUGAGCUCUCAGGGUGUCCGUCUCUAGUACGUAAACAAACAUGACCGCUACCAUUUCCAGGCAGAGGCACGCCGCAGUCGCUGCAGACUCUUCUGGCUCUUCAUUUUCCAUUACAGCAAACCUCCUGCAACUCUCAAAACACAUCAAAUAUGAGAAUCUUGCAGCCGGACUCGCUGGUGGUGUUAUUUCCACAAUGGUGCUACAUCCAUUGGACUUGAUCAAAAUCAGGUUUGCAGUAAGUGAUGGUCUGAAAAUGAGGCCCCAAUACGAAGGCAUGUUGGACUGCAUGAAGACCAUCUGGAAGCUGGAAGGCAUAAGAGGUCUAUAUCAAGGAGUGACGCCCAACAUCUGGGGGGCCGGAGCAUCAUGGGGCCUCUACUUCCUCUUUUAUAAUGCUAUUAAAGCAUACACACAGGAGGGACGGCAAACAGAGCUGAGUGCAGGCGAACACCUGGUGUCCGCAGCGGAGGCAGGCAUUCUGACGCUUUGCCUCACCAAUCCAGUCUGGGUGACAAAGACCCGGCUGGUGCUGCAGUACAAUGCAGACCCUUCACGGAAGCAGUACAAGGGAAUGAUGGACGCCCUCGUGAAAAUAUACCGUCACGAGGGUAUCCCAGGACUAUACAGGGGUUUUGUGCCUGGGCUGGUCGGGACUUCCCAUGCUGCACUGCAGUUCAUGACCUAUGAAGGGCUAAAAAGAGAGCAGAACAAAUACAAGAAGAUGCCCUCCGAAUCCCUGCUGUCUCCAUUGGAAUACAUCGCUAUUGCAGCCAUAUCCAAAAUAUUCGCUGUAGCAGUAACAUACCCCUAUCAGGUGGUCCGCGCUCGCCUGCAGGACCAGCACAACAACUACAGUGGAAUCGUGGAUGUCAUGAGGAGGACCUGGAGCAACGAAGGGGUGGAGGGCUUUUACAAAGGGAUGGUGCCAAACCUGGUGCGAGUCAUUCCUGCGUGCUGCAUCACCUUCCUGGUGUUCGAAAAUGUGUCACGCUUGCUUUUGGGCGAGUAUCACUAAACCUUCGGGAAUCAAAAGCGGGACCAACACAAGGCAAUGUGCCGGGACUAUGUAUGUAUGUGUGUGUUUGUGUAUGAGGGACGAGCAGGAAUAUCAAACAUUUCCUGUUUAACUCUGAACUCACCGGGCAGACUAAAAACUAGAAUUUAGUGUGUGCGCUGAAUGAAAAGAAGUGGUGCAUAUAUUUGAGAUUUAAAGGGAUAGUUCACCCAAAAAUGAAAAUUCAGUCUACUUUUAAUCACUCUUGUUUCAAACCGGUUUGAGUUUCUUUUUUAAAUUAACCACAAAGACAGUGUUCUGAAGAAAGCUGUAAACCUGUAAACAUUGAUUUCCGUAUUAGUUUUUUCUUCUAUGUAUGUCUAUGAUUACAAUUGUUGGCUUUUUUUCAAAAUAUCUUCUUUAAUAAACAUAAGAAAGAAAUUCAUAAAGGUUUAUAACCAGUUUAGGGUGAGUAAAUUUUCAUUUUGCAUGAACUAUCCCUUUAAGAGUUGUUGUACUGUUGAGUUAAAGUGAUAGUUCACCCAAAAAUGAAAAUUCUGUCAUCAUUUACUCACUCUUUACUUGUUUCAAACCUGUUUGAGUUUCUUUGUUUUAUUAAACACAAAGACGAUGUUCUGAAGAAAGCUGGAAACCUGUAAACAUUGAUUUCCAUAUUAUUUUUUUCUACCAUGUAUGUCUAUGGUUACAAAUGUUAGCUUUCUUCAAAAUAUCUUCUUUAAUAAACAGAAAAAAGACAUUUAUAAAGGUUUAUAACCAUUAGAGGGUGAGUAAAUUUUCAUUUUGUGUGAACUAUCCCUUUAAGAGUUGUUGUACUGUUGAGUUAAAAUGAUAGUUCACCCAAAAAUGAAAAUUCUGUCAUCAUUUACUCACUCUUUACUUGUUUCAAACCUGUUUGAGUUUCUUUGUUUUAUUAAACACAAAGACGAUGCUCUGAAGAAAGCUGUAAACAUUGAUUUCCAUAUUAGUUUUUUCUGCUAUGUAUGUCUAUGCAUACAAAUGUUAGCUUUCUUCAAAAUAUCUUCUUUAAUAAACAGUAGAAAGAAAUUUAUAAAGGUUUAUAAGCACAUUAGGGUGAAUAAAUUUUCAUUUUGCGUGAACUAUCCCUUUAAGAGUUGUUGUACUGUUGAGUUAAAGGGAUAGUUCACCCAAAAAAUGAAAAUUCACUCACUCUAAACUUUAAGAGUUUUAUUUUUCAGAAGAUAUUUUAGAAAUGGACACCAUUGACAUCCAUAGUAGGAAAGAAAUCAAUUAUGGAAGUCAACUGAACCAUAUUCAAAUAAACAAAACUCAAAAAAGCUUUAAAACAAGUAAAUCAAGUAUGACUGAAUUAAAUGUAUCUCUUUAUGAAAAACGUAUUGAUCUUAUCUUAAAGAUUUAUGAAUAGUCACCUAUGAAAAAGAUUUAAAUUGAUUUUAAGCAGUGAAUGACAAGUGGAUUGAAGCCAUCUCCAGACAAUGCAACCAAACACAGUAUUUGCCAAACAUGUGUUCGUCUUUUUUUACGGAAUUUUCACAAAACAGCUGCUAUAUUUGCUGAGUUAUGCGAGAGAAUGAACGGGAUUUCCUUCACCCACUAAGCAAACCUCCGCUGGCUGUUGUGCCGGGGUCAACAAAAACCUCACUGGGCUGCUCAGGAAAUGAUGUAACGCUAUGGAAUAAUGGCACACAGGCUUGAGAGAAACUGAUACUGGAGGGCAGGAGCAUAUUUUAACCAGAUGUGUAGAGAUGCCAUCUACUGGAAGAGAGGAACAGGAAAGAGGAAUAUGAAAGAAGUAGCAACAGAAAGGCAAUUGUGUAUGUAAAUAUAAAUGUGCUGUUGUAUAAGCCAUUUUUACACAUCUAAUAAAGAAUUGUAUGUUACAGACAGAA